AUGGACGCCGUGCCCAUCACAAAAAAGCUGAUAGCCUUCGGCAGCAACAAGAUAUACCUCCCCAAAUUCACGGUUGCGUUUCUUCGCACGCCCCAACUCUCCCCAUACCAUGCCCGCUUCCAGGUCCCGCUAGACUUCUCCAAAUACGACCUCCGCGACUACCUCUACCACGCCUACAACGUCAAAUGCUUCAACAUCCGAUCGUACGUCAAGCAAAUGCCGGUACGGGAUACGCGCGAACAACCACGGCAUUGGUUCCGCGAGGAGUCGAAGAAAUACAUGACAGUAGAGUUGGAGCAGCCAUUCGUCUGGCCUGAGACACCCGACCUCGAACCAUGGGGCAGGAAAGACAGGGAAAGGGAGAUUCGGGACUCUGUGAGGCUCGGCGGGGCAAUUGACCAAAACGACACGCGGGAAGCAGCCAGGACGCUUCGAGAGCAAGUGGAGAAGUUACUACACAAGAACGUUUCCAAGCCGAAUCGUGAGAUACAGAAGAAGAAGGCAGCGGCUAUGGAGCCCACAUCAGAGGAGCUUGAGUCGGAGAUACUGAGGAAGCGGGAGGCGUCAAAUCUAAAGCGCAUGUCAAGAUUAAGGUUGUGGGCGAAGGAGAGGACAGGAAAGACCGUCGAAAGCGACAAGCCCAGGCGGUACGCGAUCAAGGUUUGA
Messenger RNA from Alternaria incomplexa, 666 nucleotides. RefSeq lists its product as uncharacterized. Lineage: Eukaryota; Fungi; Ascomycota; Dothideomycetes; Pleosporales; Pleosporaceae. The coding region runs from base 1 to 666 and encodes 221 amino acids. The transcript has 2 exons. Gene Ontology annotation, cellular component: mitochondrial large ribosomal subunit; ribosome. Gene Ontology annotation, biological process: mitochondrial translation. The record is from RefSeq and is a predicted model, not a curated record. Gene Ontology annotation, molecular function: structural constituent of ribosome.